Messenger RNA from Tachysurus vachellii, 3921 nucleotides. It is a transcript of the gene tlcd3a, whose product is annotated as TLC domain containing 3A. The transcript has 5 exons. Gene Ontology annotation, cellular component: endoplasmic reticulum; membrane. The record is from RefSeq and is a predicted model, not a curated record. Gene Ontology annotation, biological process: lipid homeostasis. The coding region runs from base 357 to 1184 and encodes 275 amino acids. Lineage: Eukaryota; Metazoa; Chordata; Actinopteri; Siluriformes; Bagridae.
GUCCCCUAAAUGGCGCUGUCGAGCAGUAAGAGCGCGAAAACAGAGUUCCCAUUCAUUCUGAUAACGCCGGGUCUUGAUGCUCUUUUGCUGAAUCGAGUUUCAUGUUGCAGACGAUACUAAACCACGUGCUUAAGCCAGUCGCAGUUUACCGAGACGUCGUCAGCUCCUUGCAGAAAGCUGUGAUAUGUAAGGAACUAUUAAACCCAGCUGCUUGCCAGCCACCAGCCAGAUCUAGUGUGUGUAAGAGAGAGAGAGAAAAGAGAGAGAAAGAGAGAGCGCGAGCGCGCGCGUUGCCACCUGUGGCUGAAUUUCACCCUUAAACCCUCACGAGUCUUUUCUUAGUAAACAACCCGAGGAUGUGGCGAGUGUUAGUGAGCGGAGUUGUGCUCUUUCCCGGCUUGUUUAUAGUCUUUAGGAAAACGCUGCCGGUCAUUUUCAGACGCUGGAGCGAUGCCGACGUGGUGUUGGUCAGCGAGAGGCUGGUCUCCUCUGUUCACGCCAUCAUGGCCACCGUGGCUGGAAUCAUUGUGGUGUCGUCAUGCCGAGAAAACGUGAUAACAAACAGGCACUGGCUGGCCACCUCAUUUGUCCUUGGUUAUGGAGUACCCUACAUGGCAUAUGACGUCUUUGCCAUGUAUCUGAGCCAUUACUACCGUUUCCGGGUCAGUGGUCAUGAGGAUUACCGAAGACACUCACUGAGGACGAUCAGCUUGUUUGUGACGAAAGAGUCCCUGCUGGUCCUUCAUCACAUUGCACUCCUCACCAUUCUCCUGCCUAUUACACUGUUCUUCAGGAAGGACCAAGGUGAUUUCUUCAUUGGCUGCCUCUUCCUUACAGAAAUCAGCACACCUUUUGUUUCACUGGGCAAAAUCCUGAUUCAGGUGGGUCUGCAAGACUGCUGGCUGCACAAAAUGAACGGCUGCAUGGUGCUGCUGAGCUUCUUCGUGUGCCGCAUCGCGCUCUUCCCCUACAUGUACUGGGUUUACGGCGCGCACUACAGCCUCCCGUUCUAUGCCGUGCCCCUGCACCUCCCGCUCUAUGCCAACUUGGGUAACAUGUGCAUCCUUGGGCCCCAACUCUACUGGUUCAUCUUGCUCUGCCGAAAAGGCUACCGUCUUUACAAGCGCCGACACAGCACCAAUCACCAGGACCAGACUUCAUCACUCCAUACCAAGGCUGAAUAGAAUAAGGAGAACUGAUAUUGGCACAGCGAGAAGCAAGCGCUCAGAUACUCCAGUACAGAUUAGCAUCAACUACAACUACUUCUGCUGUUAGUUAUUCUGUGAAGGGUCUACUAGUAUUUCUCUGCACACACACACACACACACACACACACACACACACACACACGGCUGUUACAAUCUCAGGGUGCUGCAAUUAAUUGGAGUACACACUUAAAGUGAACUGGUCCUCUCUGCUGCAGGAGGAUGCGCUUGGUAAUACUGGUCAUACUGGUCAUACUGGUGCUCUGCCUCACGGUAUUACUUUAAGAUGUAUGGCAGGGAGGGAGACACGAGUGAAAAGAUCUCAGGCUGUAUUGUGUGCCGUACUCCUUCCAUUCUGCAGACUGAGAAGACUGUUCACUAUUUGGAUUGAAGUUACUACUUUUUUUUCCCACUUCUCAUAGAUGUUUUCAGAUUCUACUGUAUGAAUGAUGUAUAAACUAGGAAUAACCUCUACUUUAACAUUUAUCAUUUUGUACCAGUUCCAAUAACCUUUUAAACAUGACAUCUUUAGGCAUAAUAUGCAUUUCCUGUUGCUUGGCCUUAACUGUUCCAGGAUUGUUUUUUUUUUUUUGUUGACUGACUAUAUUUCUGUGUUUCACUAUAUGACUCCCUUUUAUGUGGAAUUGGAAGUCUGGAGGAAACAUUUCCUCUAGUCUAGAAGGAGGCAGCAGUGUUUCUGCUCUCACACUUGCCAGUAAGUGUUAUAAAGAGGAAAGCCUCGGUACGUGAUUGUAUGCUAUUUUCUCGAAAUGGGUCCCAUUAUUUUAACAAAUCCUAUUUAAAAUACUUCUCAGCAGUCAAGAAACACAUUAUAAGCUAAACCCGGGUUUCACCUUCCACAGGGCAGAGUAUUUAACCUCAGGACAGUGUUUGUGCAGAAACCAGCCAUUACACAACAGAAAGACAUUUAAACAGGGUAGUGACCAGCUCCUCAUACAUUCAAUGUUUUUUUUUGUUUUUUUUUUUAAAUAUACAAAUUUGUUUUAGUAGUAGCAAGAAAGCUUCCAAGAGCAUUCUGCAUUUCAAAAAAGAUUUUAUUACUGUAAUUUCAAUAUUGCUUAUCUACCUUAAAUCGCAUGCUUUUUUUUUAAACAUACAAAGGUACACAUCAUAUAUUCCUAAUACAGACGACUCAAACGUGACAUAAGGUUUGUUUUAAUCCUGCAUUUUCUGCCUGUUAGAUGAGAAAUAUCUUUGCGUCCGUCGAUUCCCUGGUCCCUUCUCAUCAACUCUGUCUGUGUAGAGUUCAGGCUUCCGUCAUCUAUACGUUUUCAUUUCUCUGGCUUAAUUUCUCAAGAGUAUAUACAAAGAGUUACACAAAAAUCCACGCAAUUUUCCAAACUCUUACUCUAAAUGGAACGGAUCGGUUGAGACCUGUUUGUUUGAUCAGGCUUUACUUCUUUAGUUGUGCACUGGAGCUGUAACACAUCACUGGUUAGCUACGUUACAGCGCAGCUCAUAGAUGUUCACAUCAGACACGAAACAUGACUCGGUUCAUCGGCUAAUUGUCCAUUGGGUUGUGUACAAUUUUGAGAGAUUUACUCAGAUUAGAGAUUUACUUUGGAAUAUUAACCAAAAACUGUAGCGUUUAUUAAAAUAAAUGAAACACAGUUUUAAGGGACUGACAUUUCUUUAAUUACAAUUUCUAAUUGGAGUCAUUAUAUUCCAAAUGUAUAUACACAUAGUGUGGGAAAUAAUGAUUUAAAGCCUCAAAUGUGUUUAGUUCCUCAUUGCAACUUUAAACAUCACCACACACACACACACACACACAGCCUUUAUUAAUUAUUAAUCCUGUUGAUUUAUUUUACACCAUUAGUAGCAAGUCUUAAGCUUAGUCUCCUACGAGGCUUUGUUUCUCUCAGGAUUUGGUAAAGAUGAUGUUACCUGAUCUCUGUAGAGGUUUACUAAACAUAUGAAAGCUGAAACUGUGAACAUAAGUUGAAAUGGAAAAAUCCUUUUUUUUUUUUUCUUUUUUUUUUUGGUGGUUUGUCUUCCAACGUGGCUUUUGUUGUAAUCUUUGCAGUUGGAGACCAAAGAACGUCAGGCACUUUACUCAACAAUAACUAACAAAUACGACCGGCUACACUAGAUGUCUUUCAGUAGAUCAGUUUAUAGUGCUUUGUCUGUGUUGAUCUCUUGGUGCAGGGUUGGUGGGGGGAAAAAAGAACUGCUUGAAUUGUAUAUCUAGGUCAUUUUCUGCUUCGGUCUAAGUUAACACGUCUAUGCUAGUAUGACCUUCCAUAGUUUAAGCUGGUGCAGGAGUCAGUAUUAAGAUGCUUAGUUUAAUGCAGUUAUAUUUCGAAUAGAUGACAUAUGACCGGGAUAAAGGUAUGAGACAAGAUCCUGUGCCUUUUUGUUUAAUUCAUGUGAGGUUCAUACACAGCACAGCACAGGACAGGUGAUACUCAGUCAUUGUAGCUGUGUCUUCUGUUGUUUUUUUCUUUUUCGCUCGCAAGACAAAUAUACUGUGAUGUUCUGCUGGAGGUAAAGAGGAAAUGAAAUGGAAAGAGGAUUUUAUUAGAUUUUUUUUCUUCAAUUAAGAAAGUUAAUAUAAUUUAAUAUCCCCUUUACGCUAAUAAGCAUUUAUUCUUUUUGGCUGUAUGUAAUGUUCAUGCUUGAUCUGCUCUGCUGUCAGUGGAUUUAUAAGUGAACUCAUAAGCAAUAAACUGAAGGCAUCCUACUGUACUUGAACUACA